AUGGACAACAACUCCAAAACCCAUUACUUCUUACAACCAAAGAAGAAGAGUAUUGAGGACAACAAAUUUCAUCAAUCUGUUCAAGUUCAUGACUCAAAAACACCAUUUGUAUCAUUGUUCAAUGGGAAAGAGCCAAUUGCAAAUGUUCAAUUUAGAUUCAAUUUAUAUCAAAGAAUAUGGGCCAGUCAGUUGGAAAAAAUUCACUCGAUUUUGAAUAGCGCCAAUGAUGAGCUAUUUAACAACUUGAUCAAGUUUAUCAAUGAGCCAUUGAGUUCGAAAUUAUCCAUUGGUUAUGUUCAACUAACUUCGAAUAAUGCAAAUAAUUUACGUAUAUUGAAUGAGUUUUACGACCACACCAACAACUACAACUUGAUAAAAUUGAAUUCUAAAAACUGUCAACAUAUAAAGGGGACAUUGAGGGAGAUUAUUCGCCAAUUUGGUGAACGCAACAAGUUGGAAGGUGAUUAUUUGGGCUAUGACUUGGAGGUUUUGCAAGAUUGGUACGCCAUGGGUAAUGAAACAAGGACAGUUAUUGUAAUUGAAGAUACCAAUUUGUUCAGCACCCAAUUGUUAAAUCAACUAAUCAAGUUUCUUCAAGCAAUUCAUAUACCGGUGAAAUUGUUACUUGCAUUGUCUUGUGAUACAGUAUCCUCAUGGGUCAACAACAACUUGAGAAACGACUUGCGAUUGAAUUUGGAAGGGUAUAGGUUCAAAAGUAACGACAACAAGAGCUUGGGAUAUAUCAUUUUGAACAAUUUGUUUCUCACGCCAGAGCUAACCGAUGACAAUCCAUUGCUAAUCAACAACACACUAAGCACCAUCAUUCUCAAUCGUUUUGAAAAUUCAAACAAUUCAAUUGACGCAUUAAUUUCCGAGAUUAAAUUGUGCUACAUGAUUUUCUUCUACCAGCUGCCAUUGUCGAUUCUUAUUGCAAAAUUUGACUCGUCAAGUUUGUAUAUCGAUGCAUUGAGGAAAACGCCAUCUUUUAAACGGCAUAUGGAGAUUAAACUACUGCAAAAGGACCCAAUUGUCAAGGAAAUGCUUGAAGAUGAUGAUAAAGUGGCAAUGUUGUUUCACGAGUGCAAAAAGCAAUACCAAAAGCACAAAUUAGCAGUGAUGAAUUCCAUAAACGUGGUGUAUCAAUUACACCCAAACAAACCAAUGGAAAAAUUUCACCUAUACAAAUUACUUGUCAAUAACAAAUUGUUCAACUCAAAAUACUUUCACGAAUGUCUUGAUUUUUCAAAGUAUUCAGAUGAAGUCGUGAGUCGUAUUGUGUUGCACUUGACUGAUGACUGCCACGAGUCUAUUGGCAACAUCAAUGACACAUAUCUCAUUGAAUUAAAGAAGAACUUGUCUAAAGAUAACAUCACGUCUGCAUUGGAAGCCUACUUCGAGAACCCAAUUUUGACCACACCACUCGAAUAUAUGGUGUUUAACGAAAUUUUCUCCCUCAAUGGAGGAAUAAUCCAUGCCAAAUUUGACAAACAGCCUCUAUUUGAGGAAAACUUUGAAAACCUCAUGAUCAACCUCCUUCGUCCUAAUUUGCGACAAACUAUUGAGGUGAGCCUAGACAAUUAUGAGUUGUACUUGGCAAACCCAUUAAUUUGCAAGGAGCAUCCACUAGAUGGUCAGCCACUACUCUGCGCAAUGUUUAGCGUUUACAAAGAAGCACCAGCAUCAAUCAACUUGUGCGACUUUUAUCAAGCCUUCGCGGCAUCGUUGAAUAAGCCGGCCGAUAUUGAUGACGAUGAAUGGAAAGUGGUCACUUACUCCUGGUUUGUGCAAAACUGCUUCGAGCUCAUGCAUAUGGGAAUCUUACAAAUGAAAAGAACAAGCGAAUACCUCGAAAAGGCAAUUUGGAAAGGUGUAUAA
Lodderomyces parapsilosis is the source of this 1875-nucleotide messenger RNA. RefSeq names its product origin recognition complex subunit 3 (gene ORC3). The coding region runs from base 1 to 1875 and encodes 624 amino acids. Lineage: Eukaryota; Fungi; Ascomycota; Pichiomycetes; Serinales; Debaryomycetaceae. The record is from RefSeq and is a predicted model, not a curated record. Gene Ontology annotation, molecular function: DNA replication origin binding. Gene Ontology annotation, cellular component: nuclear origin of replication recognition complex; DNA replication preinitiation complex; nuclear pre-replicative complex. The transcript has a single exon. Gene Ontology annotation, biological process: DNA replication; DNA replication initiation.